This is a messenger RNA of Penicillium cosmopolitanum, 1482 nucleotides long. Its product is annotated as sorting nexin-4. Bases 1 to 1482 code for a protein of 493 amino acids. The transcript is spliced from 2 exons. Gene Ontology annotation, cellular component: phagophore assembly site. NCBI's taxonomy places the organism in Eukaryota, Fungi, Ascomycota, Eurotiomycetes, Eurotiales, Aspergillaceae. Gene Ontology annotation, molecular function: phosphatidylinositol binding. The record is from RefSeq and is a predicted model, not a curated record. Gene Ontology annotation, biological process: cytoplasm to vacuole targeting by the Cvt pathway; autophagy.
AUGGAUCAACACGACGACUUCGACAGCGUCUCCUGGAAACAUGAUGCAGACAGCGAUGCCUCUCGCCCGACAACCUCCGGAACAGACGCAGAAGCACCACCGACCUUUGAUCAUGACACCAAUGGCAAGCGAAGGAUGAGCUCAGCUCACGAAGAGCCCCAGGCUGGCGCGCUGGCCGACGCCGUGGACCUGGCUGGCAUCGGAGACGGUGUACUCGAGUGCAGAGUUGAUACACCUCUCAAAGAGAAUGAAGGCACAAAAGAUACAUACAUUUCGUACUUGGUUACAACGAGUACCGAUUUCAAGUCAUUCCAGAAAUCCGAAUUUAGCGUACGACGACGAUUUACGGAUUUCUAUUUUCUGUAUAAGACCCUCUACCGCGAAUACCCAGCAUGCGCCGUCCCCCCACUCCCAGACAAGCACAAGAUGGAGUACGUCCGAGGAGACCGGUUCGGUCCGGAAUUCACUACACGACGAGCUUGGUCGUUGCAUCGAUUUCUCAAACGCUUGACCCUGCACCCAGUACUUCGCCGAGCACCUCUUCUCAUCAUCUUCCUGGAAUCGCCGGACUGGAAUGCCCAUGUAAGGCUGCAUGGUAACCGCACCACCGUGAAUGCCACCACGGACAAUGCGAGUACGGGCAUCUUUGAUAAUUUCACCGACAGCUUCGUCAACGCGUUCACUAAGGUUCACAAGCCGGAUCAGCGCUUCAUCGAGGUCAAGGAAAAGGCCGACAAGCUGGACGAAGAUCUUUCGCAUGUGGAAAAGACCGUGGCGCGGGUCGCACGGCGAGAGUCCGACCUGGAGACUGAUUACACAGAGCUAGCGACGCAGUUCCGCAAACUCGUUCCUCUCGAGCCGGCGGUGGAGAUGCCCUUGCAGGUGUUCGCGGCUUCCGUUGAAGAGACCGCUCGUGGGGUGCGUGGAUUAAAGGACCACACCGAUCAGAAUUAUUUGGGUUCGCUGCGCGAUAUGGAUGCCUACAUUCUCUCUGUCAAGGCCCUUCUCAAGACACGCGAACAAAAGCAGCUUGACUUUGAGGCUCUCGUCGAUUACCGUAACAAGGCUGUGGCUGAACGCGACUCACUUGCCAGCAACCCAGCCGCCUACUAUGCAUCCAACCCUCUCACCUCCUCACCAGCCUCCUUCAUUCGAUCGAAAAUGGAAGACAUGCGCGGAGUUGACCACGAACAAUCCCGUCGGGAGCGAGUUCGCAAGCUUGAGCUCCGCAUUGAUGAACUUACCCGCGAAGUAGAGUCGGCAAAGACGACUUCGGAGAUGUUUGACGAAGAAGUCGUGCGUGAAGUGGCAGAUUUCGAGCGCAUAAAGGCCGUGGAAUUCCGCGACUCCCUGGGCAGUUUCGCCGACUCGCAUAUCGAAUUCUACCAAGGCGUCCUUUCAACCUGGGAACGAUUUAUUGCGGAGAUGGAAGGUGAUGCCGAUUUCGACCUGGACGCCGAUCCAGUAUUAGGUGGGCGGUGA